UUUUAAAAGCUUAAGCUACGCUAUGCUGUACGCGGGGGCGGCGGAGAUUGAAAAAUAUGAAGAGAGAAUUACUCCGUCGGCGGCUGGAAAGCUACGGCAACCACCGUUCCUCAACGCUGGAUGAAACCGUCGACCACCUCCGUGCAACCUACCGCGACUACAACCGUAUCAAGAGACAACCCUUCACAACCUUCGUUCGCAAAACCCUACAAUCCCUCCCUCCACAAAACAACAACACCACCACCACCACCAAAAAGAAGAAAAAGCGAAAGAGACUUCUCGAAACGACGUCGUCUGACUCGAACUCCUCGAGUAGUAGUUCCGAUGAAGAAGAAGAAGAAGACGACGGCGCGGUGGUCUCCACAUCGGAAGACCCUCCGCCGAAAUUCGACGUCAUGAAAUCGAACCUAUUAGCGUCGUAUAUGGAGCUGAGCGAGGCCAAAAAGGUUGAUAGCAAUAAAGAAGUCGAGGAAUACAGGGUUGAGGAGGUGAAGAUGGUGGUGAAGAAAGGAGGAGACGGAGACGGAAACGAUGGCCCUAGGUUUAGGGAUUUGGGAGGAAUGGAUAGCGUGAUUGAGGAGCUGAAGAUGGAGGUGAUUGUGCCGUUGUACCAUCCGCAGUUGCCGCAGUGGUUAGGGGUUAAGCCCAUGGGUGGGAUUUUGCUGCGCGGGCCACCCGGGUGUGGGAAGACCAAACUGGCUCACGCCAUUGCCAAUGAGACCGGUGUUCCCUUCUAUAAGAUUUCCGCUACCGAGAUUGUCACUGGUGUGUCCGGUGCAUCGGAGGAAAAUAUUCGAGAUCUUUUUUCUAAAGCAUACAGGACUGCUCCAUCAAUUGUAUUUAUUGACGAAAUUGAUGCAAUUGCUUCUAAAAGAGAAAAUCUACAACGAGAGAUGGAGCGACGAAUUGUGACACAGUUGAUGACUUGCAUGGAUGAAUCUCACAGACUUGUACAACCAGCAGAUGCUAUUUCAAACUCAGAAAGUUCUGAUCAGAGACCUGGCCAUGUGCUUGUCAUUGGAGCGACCAAUAGGCCUGAUGCUGUUGACCCUGCACUAAGGAGACCUGGGCGAUUUGACCGCGAGAUUGUCCUAGGUGUUCCUGAUGAAAGUGCAAGGGUUAAGAUUCUUUCUGUAAUUACACGCAAUCUUAGACUGGAAGGUUCUUUCAACCUUCUGAAAAUAGCUAGGUCUACACCGGGUUUUGUUGGGGCUGAUUUGACUGCCCUGGCUAACAAGGCUGGCAACCUAGCCAUGAAGAGAAUUAUUGAUGAAAGAAAGUCUGAGCUAUCAAAAGACUCUAUAAAUGAAGAACAUACUGAAGAGUGGUGGAGGCAACCAUGGUCACCUGAGGAGAUGGAAAAGCUUACCAUCACAAUGGCUGAUUUUGAGGAAGCAGUUAAAAUGGUUCAGCCCUCAUCAAAAAGGGAAGGAUUCUCUAUCAUUCCUAAUGUAAAGUGGGAAGAUGUUGGUGGGCUUGACUAUUUAAGAAAGGAGUUUGACCGUUAUAUAGUUAGACGUAUAAAAUAUCCAGAGGACUAUGAGGGAUUUGGAGUAGACUUAGAGACAGGAUUUUUGCUCUAUGGGCCUCCAGGUUGUGGUAAAACACUGAUUGCAAAGGCUGUGGCUAAUGAGGCGGGGGCCAAUUUCAUUCACAUCAAGGGUCCUGAACUUUUGAAUAAAUAUGUUGGAGAAAGUGAGCUGGCAGUUCGGACAUUAUUCAGUCGUGCAAGGACAUGUUCACCAUGCAUACUUUUCUUUGAUGAGGUGGAUGCUUUGGCAACAAAGCGUGGUAAAGAAGGCGGAUGGGUUGUUGAGCGGCUACUGAACCAGUUACUUAUAGAACUAGAUGGAGCAGAGCAGCGGCAGGGUGUUUUUGUUAUUGGCGCGACAAAUAGACCUGGGGUGAUGGACAGAGCCAUCUUACGGCCUGGUAGAUUUGGUAAACUUCUUUAUGUUCCGUUGCCCAGUCCGGAUGAGCGUGGGUUGAUCUUAAAAGCUCUUGGGAGAAAGAAGCCUAUAGAUGCCAGUGUGGAUUUGAGUGCUCUUGGUCGAAUGGAAGCUUGUGAAAAUUUUAGUGGGGCUGAUCUUGCUGCACUGAUGAAUGAAGCUGCAAUGGUUGCUCUUGAAGACAAACUGACGUCAACUAAGAGCACCUCAGAUGCAGCUCCUUGUACCAUAAAAUCAACACAUUUUGAGCGAGCACUGGGUAAAAUCUCACCUUCUGUCUCAGACAAGCAAAAACGAGAUUACCAGACUUGGUCACAGAGUUUUAAGGCAGCAUGAGAAGAAUCAUUAAUCGACUAUCUACAUGCCAUGGCUGAGGAUGCGAUAGUGACUACCAUAGUAAAAAUUGAAUGUAAAAUGAAGCCAGUUUUGAUGUCAAAAGUGAAUAAACAAUUCCUUUCCCAUUGUCUUUUUCUCAUGUUUUAUAAGUGUAUCAAUGUAAGUUAACCUGCUUUCCCCACGAUGGGAAUGAAUUUUUGUGCUGAAUGAGGCUCGAGAAAUUUGUUGAGUUAGUAAUUUCGAGUCUUAGUUGAGAAACUCGUUGAGCCUUUUAAUAGUUAGAAUUUAUGUUUAGUCUUA
Messenger RNA from Quercus robur (English oak), 2585 nucleotides. Its product is annotated as cell division control protein 48 homolog C-like. Gene Ontology annotation, biological process: ribosome biogenesis. Lineage: Eukaryota; Viridiplantae; Streptophyta; Magnoliopsida; Fagales; Fagaceae. Gene Ontology annotation, molecular function: preribosome binding; ATP binding; ATP hydrolysis activity. The transcript is spliced from 10 exons. The record is from RefSeq and is a predicted model, not a curated record. Bases 57 to 2285 code for a protein of 742 amino acids. Gene Ontology annotation, cellular component: nucleus.